Antechinus flavipes (yellow-footed antechinus) is the source of this 666-nucleotide messenger RNA. RefSeq names its product cytochrome c oxidase assembly protein COX16 homolog, mitochondrial. Gene Ontology annotation, biological process: mitochondrial respiratory chain complex IV assembly. The transcript is spliced from 4 exons. The coding region runs from base 94 to 414 and encodes 106 amino acids. The record is from RefSeq and is a predicted model, not a curated record. NCBI's taxonomy places the organism in Eukaryota, Metazoa, Chordata, Mammalia, Dasyuromorphia, Dasyuridae. Gene Ontology annotation, cellular component: mitochondrial inner membrane.
AAGUUACGAGGGAAUGCCGGAGUGCAAAGACUCCUUUAUUUAUGAACGGAUUGGUCAGGCGGAGGCUCCCUAGCUGAAAGAAGGAAGGAAGUCAUGUUCGCUCCUACAGUGAGGCGCGCUCUGAAAAAAAGCAAGACGCUGCGCUACGGUGUACCCAUGAUGGUACUCAUUGUUGGAGGUUCUUUUGGUCUCCGGGAGUUUUCUCAAAUUCGUUAUGAUGCAGUGAAGGCUAAGCUUGAUCCAGAAUUUGAAGAAAAACUGAGAAGGAAUAAGGUGUCAUUGGAAUCUGAAUAUGAGAAAAUAAAAGAUUCGACCUUUGAUGACUGGAAGAAUAUCCGAGGACCUCGACCAUGGGAAGAUCCUGAUCUUCUCCAAGGAAGAGACCCACAAACUGUUAAGAUUAAGCGAACCUGAAUGUGCUGACUCAAGUUGAUUUUUAAAUCAAAAUGUCAUUAUCUGGCUAUCCCUGUUUGCUCCUGUGUCUAAGAAGGCAAAUAUUAUGUGUAGGAAUAAGCCAACACAUGAGUAAUUGAAUGGCAAACAUGUCUUUAAAAAAAAAAAUCAAAUAGCAGAGCUCUUUGUACUUUCCAUCUGACCUAUUUGCACAUGGAAGUAAUUGCACUGAAUGGACACUUUUCAAUAAAAAUAAGUCUAGUUCAUUGAGAA